AUGGUACUCGUACCAGAGCUUUGGCGGGAUUUCUCUUUCAGCUCAUUGUUACGAAGGUCUUCUUACAGUCAAGUAUUGGCAAAAGAGCACCCAAUACGGUGCUUUCAUGCAAGCCCAGAACUCUUGGCUAGAAGAAGAAAUGAAGAGUCAGGUAAUCUAAAGACAACCAAGAGAGAGAAAAAAGGAAAGUUCAAGAAAAGGACAAAUGUGAAACCACCUGUUGAAGCUGCAUAUGUGCCUCCUAAACCGAAAAAGCCUGCAAAAUUUUUGCAAGAUAAACCAAUCAAUAUAUUUGAAGGCAUGACAAUUAUUGAGCUUGCGAAGCAGGCUGGUCAGUCAAUAGCCACUCUGCAGGAUAUUCUUAUAAAUGUCGGGGAAAAGGUUCAGUCAGAGUUUGACCCCCUAAGCAUUGAUGUCGCAGAGCUGGUUGCUAUGGAAGUUGGCUUCAGUGUAAGAAGGGUACACGCCAACGAAGGUUCAGAUAUUCAACCACGGCCUCCAGUUGUAACAGUCAUGGGUCAUGUUGACCAUGGUAAAACUUCCCUUUUGGAUGCUCUACGUCAAACAUCAGUGGCAGCCAAGGAAGCUGGAGGCAUAACUCAGCAUCUGGGUGCUUUUGUUGUUGGCAUGCCUUCUGGAGCAUCUAUCACAUUCCUUGACACCCCUGGUCAUGCUGCAUUUAGUGCAAUGCGAGCAAGAGGUGCAGCAGUCACAGAUAUAGUUGUGUUAGUUGUAGCUGCUGAUGAUGGAGUGAUGCCACAAACUCUUGAGGCCAUGGCCCAUGCGAAAGCAGCUAAUGUACCAAUUGUGGUUGCAAUCAACAAAUGUGAUAAACCAGCUGCUGACCCAGAGAGGGUGAAGACUCAGCUGGGUGCAGCGGGCUUGGAGCUGGAGGACUUAGGUGGGAAGGUUCAGGUGGUUGAAAUUUCAGCCUUAAAGAAAACUGGAUUGGAUGAUUUGGAGGUGACUUUGCUUCUUCAGGCUGAAAUGAUGAAUCUAAAAGCACGAAUUGAUGGGCCUGCCCAAGCUUAUGUAGUAGAGGCAAGACUUGACAAAGGACGAGGUCCAUUGGCUACUGCAAUAGUAAAGGCAGGGACUUUGUGUUGUGGGCAGCUUGUGGUUGUGGGUUGUCAGUGGGGCAGAAUAAGGGCUCUUAGGGAUACGGUAGGGAAGUUGACAGAACAGGCAAGACCAGCAAUGCCAGUUGAGAUUGAAGGCCUAAGGGGGCUUCCAAUGGCCGGUGAUGAUAUAAUUGUUGUGGAUUCUGAGGAGAGAGCUAGAAUGCUUAGUUUGGGGAGGAAAGGGAAAUUUGAGAAAGAUAGGCUUAGAAAGAUUGAUGAGAAGAGGACUGAAAUUUUGGAACCUUCGGAAGAGGCACCUAAGAGGGCUGAAUUACCAGUAAUUGUGAAAGCAGAUGUACAGGGAACUGUUCAAGCUGUCACUGAUGCUUUGAAGACUUUAAAUAGUCCCCAGGUUUUCGUGAAUGUAGUCCAUGUUGGUGUUGGGCCUAUUUCUCAGUCUGAUGUUGACUUAGGACAAGCCUGUGGUGCAUGCAUAAUUGGGUUCAACAUAAAGAGUCCACCUACUUCUCUCAGUCACGAAGCAACUCGAGCUGGUAUAAAGAUAAUGGUGCACCGAGUGAUUUAUCACCUUUUGGAGGAUAUUGGCAAUUUGAUAGUAGACAAGGCCCCUGGGACUUUUGAAACCCAGAUUGCUGGGGAGGCUGAGGUAGUGUCUACCUUUGUGCUUAAAGGAAGGAGAUCAAAGGUUGCCGAUGUGAAAAUUGCUGGCUGUCGAGUUUUUGAUGGUUGUGUCAGCAGAUCUUCAACAAUGAGGCUUCUGAGAAGUGGGGAAGUUUUAUUUGAAGGAUGUUGCACAUCCCUCCAGAGGGAGAAGCAGAAUGUGGAGACAGUGGACAAGGGCAACGAGUGUGGACUUGUGAUCCAGGGUUGGAAUGAUUUCCAGAUUGGAGACAUCAUCCAGUGCAUGAAACAAGUUCUUAUAAAACCCAAGUUCAUUUCAUCAGAGAGUGGGGCUGUUCGAAUCGAGUGCUAAAAAUAAUUUUGCUAGCGAUAUCUUGUAGGAUUUAUUUAAAUACUCUUUGUUGUUUAAUUAUUUCCUCUGCAUUUUUUUUUUUAUGUACAUGGAAAAUUCAUGUCACUUAUUGGUCAACAAGGUGCACCCCUCAGGUCUGAUCGCACAUUUUAGUCUUUUGAA
Messenger RNA from Pistacia vera, 2217 nucleotides. RefSeq names its product translation initiation factor IF-2-like. Gene Ontology annotation, molecular function: GTP binding; GTPase activity; translation initiation factor activity. The coding region runs from base 1 to 2055 and encodes 684 amino acids. The transcript is spliced from 6 exons. NCBI's taxonomy places the organism in Eukaryota, Viridiplantae, Streptophyta, Magnoliopsida, Sapindales, Anacardiaceae. The record is from RefSeq and is a predicted model, not a curated record. Gene Ontology annotation, biological process: translational initiation.